AGCAAAUCCCAGCCGCUCCCCCCAGUCAUGUCGUCGUCGCAGACCAUGACAGCGCCAGCGGUGGGCCAUCACCCUUCUGAUGCUGGUCCGAAUAUGUCGUCUAUGUACGACUAUUCCUGCUCACAACAACCACCAGGCAACGACCGUCACCCGCCCCCUUCCCCGCCCAGCGACUCCGCAAUCCGCGCUCUGCACGAUUCUGCCCCCGACCACUCCUCCCCCCCCAAUGGCCUGGCCUCCCUUUCCGACAUGAUGGCUGUCAAGUCCGAGUCUGACGAUCAGACUUCCCCUUCAUUUCCCACCGGUCAGGACUCCCAAGCUGACCUCCGCCGUCAGUCCGCCGCCAGCGCCCUUUUGGCUCAACUCCUCGGGAGCCAACAAGCCUCCAUCCCAGACCUUCCCAACAUAGAACCAUCCGCUGACACCUGCGGGACAACAGAUCAAUAUCCCAUGGAACAAACACAUCCAUCCGCCGAUGAAAUAAAGGGGCAUUGGCAAGACCAGCCCGCGGAGGCCGCGGCAGCACGUCCUCCGCUGGCGGACUCGACCAAUGCAGGCCAGGACCAGAUGUCGGAAUCUUUGCGCCAGACGGAAGACAUUUCUUUGCAGCAAUCGGGUCUACCCUUUUCAACCGCUGAAGAAAACAGCAAUGCACUGAUCAAACCCGAUCCUAUGGGCGUCGAUGGCCUAGCAGAUGCCUUGGAAUUCUCGAAGUCGGGCCUAGAUCAUUCCGACCUUUUUAACAAUUUCGAUCUCUCGACAGCCGCGAAGACCCCUCUUGAAGCAUUGCAGCACAAUGAGAUGCUGACGGCUGCGUAUCUCUCUCAGAGCGCAGAUCUGUCCGCGCUCGGAUACACUGAGGGGUCGCUGCAUCAUGAUGGGAACGGGUCAGUGGCUGGAUCCGAGCCCCGAAUUCAGGCCUUUGCGAAGCUGGAAUUUGAUGACGGCCAUUUUUACUGCAAUACAUAUUCUUUCAUCCUAGGACGAGAUGUACGAGCGGCCCGGGCGGCCCAUCAGCGCGAAUUACAGGUCCGACAAGUGAUGAGGACAUCCCGAGCCAAGAGUUCGAGUGGCGGCAAUGCGUCGCAUACGCCCGUUCGGGUGAAGCACGAAGGCAGUGGGAUCAUCGGUAGUGUUGUCAGCGACCGCGGUGGGAUUAUGGGCUUUGAUCCUGAUGUUCCUUCGCAUCUUCCGGCGCGAGUCAGUCGUCGCUCGUCCAACUCAUCCCACGGAGACCCGGCGGCUCCGUUACAUGCCACUCCCGCCCAGCUUCAAGCCAGUACCGACUACAACGCACUUGCUAUGCAAUCAUUGCGAGAAAGUGGAGGAGAUGCGAAACCAGUUGACGCCUUGGCCCUCCUUCCUUCCCCCGACUCGUGCCCGACGAUUCCUAUUCAUCCUCCAGCCACCGUUGACGGCAGUGCUGCCGGCCAUCGAGGGAUAUCCCGAAAGCACGUGAAGAUCGCUUACAACUUUGACCGAAAUCUAUUCGAAAUGGAAGUAAUGGGCAGGAACGGUGCCUUUAUUGGUGCAGACUGGCUCUCUCCCGGUCAGAUCAGACCUCUCCACAGCGGUGAUUAUAUCCAGAUCGGAGGCGUUCGUAUCCGAUUUCUACUGCCAGAUGUACCGAUCGGUGAGACUGGAGCCGACCGAGUGGAAGAACCAUACAUUCCAGACGAUGACGACGCCGCGCAAGUAUCCGGUAUUGCUGAUAAUGAGAUGGAGGACAGCGAGAAGAACAAGGAUGGCUUGAAAACAACAAAGAUCAUCUUGAAGACAAAAGAAACAGACCCCUCUCGAACAGGCCAAUCCUUAGAAAGCCAAGGGGAUGGUCAGCAACCAGCCCGUCGCCGUGGGCCUGGACGACCCCCAAAAGAUGGGAUCAUGUCAAAACGAGAACGAGCCGAGUUGGCACGGGAGCAAAAGAUGGCCGCAAGACGCGAGGCCAAUGGCGGUGUUACACCCCCUCCUCCCAACAAGUCCAAGACAGGGAAAACGACGACGACGACGACGACGACAACAACGACAACGACAACGACAACGGCGACGGCGACGGCGAUGGCGAUGGCGACGGCGGCAGCGGCAGCGACCACUCCUGGAGGUACUGUUGUGCCCAAGGAAUCUGUGGAAGGUGAGUCACCUGGGUCAAGGCCAGAAAAGCGAAAGUACACCAAGCGAAAGAAGCCCGAUGGCACCCCGAUGGAUAUUCCUCUGCCUUCAACAGAAGGUGGGCAGUUCCCCCCAGACCACCGCCCAGAAGAAUACGUCAAGCCUCCGCCAGUCAAGAAGCGCAAACCCUCUCGUUCCCCUUCUCCCAACUAUCCUCCCGAGUCUGCAUAUACACCUGAGGAUCUGGCCAAGCCACCAUACAAUUAUGCUGUUCUCAUCUUCGACGCCCUUACCGAAGCUGCCAUCCCAAUGACGCUAAAGCAGAUUUACCGCGCCUUGAAAUUCAAGUAUCCUUAUUUCCGCUUCAAGUGCGAGACUGAAGGUUGGACGUCCAGUGUACGGCACAAUCUCAACGGCAACAGUCAUCUCUUCAUGCAUGCAGAACGAGAUGGAAAGGGAUGGUCCUGGCAGCUUCGGCCUGGGGCUUCCGUUGAGAAGGAGAAAAAGAGACGUCCAUCACCUCCUCCUCCGCCAUCACAACCUCCACCAACAGCUCCAUCAUCCGUCACGCCUCAGUACAUGCCCCCACCACCGAUGAAUUCGUACGCCAACCAGGCGAAUGGACAACCCGGGAUGGCCAACCCACAUUUCCAGUUCUCCUCAAUGCCCUCGAAUCCCUAUCCUGCAUCAACCUCUACACCUGUUCCCCCCCCGGCCCCCGCCCCCGUUCCUCAACACUCCAGCUCCUACCCUCCUCCGCCUCCCCAACCCACUGCCACCCCACCCUUCCCCAUCCCCAGUCCCAUCAGAAACAACCUUCCUCCUGCGUUUGCGCAAACCACCCCUACCACAUACACUUCGCCAUAUGCCUCCGAUCCCCCACCACAACUUCUCCAAUAUCAACAGUCCCAGCAAGCACACAUGCAACCUCCGCCCCUGCCGCAGCAUCAGUGUCCUUACCCACCGCCAAAUUCGCAGCCGAUGCCUCCUCCUGUCAAUCAGCAACACCAGAGCUUCCCACAAAACUCUGGAUCCGCUCCCGCUAUUCCUCCUCCUCCGCCUCCGCCUCCUCCACAGCAUCAUCAACCGCAUUUGAACAUGGGUGGGGAGCCUGGGCCCAUGGCCAUAGACAACUCCGACGCGGCGUCGUUCAAUGACCGUGCAAACAAGGCAAUUGACGACUUUGAAGCUGUCCUGCUGGAAGACUACGAGGACAAGAACUACAUCAAGGAGGUUCUCAAGAGCGCCCGAGCACGGGUCCUUGGCAAGGCGACAGAGAGUUCAUUCCCUGGUGGCGAACCCAAGGACGAGGCGGUCAUUCUAGACGUCCUCCGCAACCUGAUUGGGAGCCUGAAAGAAGAAUGAGCCGUGUUGCAAUGAUUCCCUGCUUGACUCUCUCUGUGGAUUUUAUCCGGUAGAAAAUCCAGAGACUGGGGCUGACGAUUGUUACGACCAUGAUUUCCGAAUUUUUUUAUGUUUAUGAACAUCAAUCACAUCUACAUCUACACUUGGGAGAGAGAUCUUUGGCUGGUGUUGACGGGAGUGAUCAGUGCACUAUCUUUGGUAAUCAAUUGAUUACAUUUCUUCUUCUACUACUACUACUACCACUUUUCUGAUUUUAUUCUUAUGAUAUCCACUAUGUUCUACUGAAUGCUUUCUUUCAUGCUUUUCUAUACUACAGCACCACCAGCACCACCAUCAUGUACAAGGCCGGGGACGGGAUAUAUGGGACGAGUCCUCGGUCAAUUUCUGUCUCGACCAGGGGAACCGGAAAAGCUAGGAGUUAUUGCAUAGACAAAA
Messenger RNA from Aspergillus ochraceoroseus IBT 24754, 3909 nucleotides. Its product is annotated as forkhead domain protein. The transcript has a single exon. NCBI's taxonomy places the organism in Eukaryota, Fungi, Ascomycota, Eurotiomycetes, Eurotiales, Aspergillaceae. The record is from RefSeq and is a predicted model, not a curated record. Gene Ontology annotation, biological process: regulation of ribosomal protein gene transcription by RNA polymerase II. The coding region runs from base 28 to 3474 and encodes 1148 amino acids. Gene Ontology annotation, cellular component: nucleus. Gene Ontology annotation, molecular function: protein binding; sequence-specific DNA binding; DNA-binding transcription factor activity.